Messenger RNA from Mangifera indica (mango), 2253 nucleotides. Its product is annotated as sorting nexin 2A-like. NCBI's taxonomy places the organism in Eukaryota, Viridiplantae, Streptophyta, Magnoliopsida, Sapindales, Anacardiaceae. The transcript has 5 exons. Bases 231 to 1928 code for a protein of 565 amino acids. The record is from RefSeq and is a predicted model, not a curated record. Gene Ontology annotation, molecular function: phosphatidylinositol binding.
UUCACCUUAAAAAAAUAAAAAAGAUGGCUCAUGGUUUCUUUGAAGUCACGGCCACACGCGUCUCUCGUUUCAUUUUAUUCCCCCCCACAUAACCUUCCAGCGCACGUUAGUCUUCACCACCACAGAUGAAUGAUGAAACUUCACCUUUAGUAGUACUGUCUUCUAAAUUCAAACUUGAAGUCUGUUAUCUGUAGGCUGAGUUUGAGUAUUUUUAUUGAAAUUUGAAUAAGAUGAUGGGCUCGGACAACCAGGGCUUCGAGGAAGCCCAUCUUUUCGCCUCACGAGAAGAAAUGGAAAAUCUCGUUCUCGACGACGACUCCACCACCACCACCAGUAAAUCUUAUUCGAGUUACCGUAGCGCCACGUCAUUAUCCCCGUCGAUCCUCGCGACUCCUGCCGACUCCGAUCCCUUGCUCUCACCUUCACCGUACCUUAACGCACGGGACCAUAACAACAACCACAAUCAUCACUCUUCUUACAUCGAGCCUCCGUCUUACGCUGAUGUCAUAUUUAGUCCCUUUGAUCAAAACAGCGGCAACGAAAACAACACUGGCAACCAGAUCAACGGCAUCGAAAGCACCAAUCAAUUCCCUGAGUCUCCUAUCUCACCUCCUAGUAGCUCCGAUUACCUCAGAAUCACCGUGUCAAAUCCGCAGAAGGAACAGGAAACGUCCAAUUCGCUGGUGCCUGGUGGUAACACUUAUGUGACCUAUUUAAUUACCACACGAACUAACAUACCUGAAUUCAACAGAUCUGAGUUCAGUGUUCGUAGACGGUUCCGUGAUAUUGUUACGUUAUCUGAUCGGUUAGCGGAGUCUUUUAGGGGGUUUUUUAUCCCUCCCAGGCCUGAUAAAAGUGUUGUGGAGUCUCAGGUGAUGCAAAAACAGGAAUUUGUUGAGCAAAGGCGAGUGGCAUUGGAGAAGUAUUUGAGGAGACUCGCAGCACAUCCUGUUAUCAGAAAGAGCGAUGAAUUUAAACUGUUUUUGCAGGUGCAGGGGAAAUUACCAUUGCCUACGAGUACAGAUGUGGCAUCAAGGAUGCUGGAUGGGGCGGUGAAGCUGCCAAAGCAAUUGUUUGGAGAGAGCACGGCUGUUGUGGCGCCUCAUGAGGUGAUCCAGCCUGCGAAAGGUGGAAGAGAUUUAUUGAGGUUGUUUAAGGAGUUGAAGCAGUCUGUUGCUAAUGAUUGGGGUGGGUCAAAGCCCCCUGUGGCUGAGGAAGAUAAAGAAUUUCUUGAGAAUAAAGAAAGGAUGAAUGAUCUUGAGCAACAACUCAGCAAUGCUUCUCAACAAGCUGAAGCUCUUGUAAAGGCUCAACAAGAUAUGGGAGAAACAAUGGGAGAACUAGGAUUGGCCUUCAUUAAACUAACCAAAUUUGAAACUGAGGAGGCAAUUUACAACUCACAAAGAGCACGGGCUGCUGACAUGAAGAAUGUUGCAACUGCUGCUGUUAAGGCAAGUAGGUUCUAUCGGGAAUUGAACGCACAGACUGUCAAGCAUUUGGAUACCCUCCAUGAAUAUCUUGGGCUUAUGUUAGCCGUCCACAGUGCAUUCUCAGACCGCUCAAGUGCCCUGUUGACAGUGCAGACUCUCUUAUCAGAAUUGUCCACAUUGCAGUUGAGAGCUGAGAAGCUUGAGGCUGCCUCAUCGAAAAUAUUUGGUGGUGACAAGUCACGUAUUCGCAAGAUAGAGGAGCUCAAAGAAACUAUAAGAGUUACUGAAGAUGCCAAAAGUGUUGCAAUUAACGAAUAUGAACGAAUCAAGGAGAAUAACAGGAAUGAACUUGAAAGGCUUGACCGAGAAAGGCGUACUGACUUCUUGAACAUGCUGAAGGGGUUUGUAGUUAAUCAGGUGGGGUACGCGGAGAAAAUUGGUAAUGUAUGGGCAAAGGUGGCGGAGGAGACAAGUGGAUACGGAGACGAUAGCACUUAAACAUGUGGCUGGCUGUACAUUCACAACUUCAGCUUUUUCUUUUUUUUUUUUUUUAAAUUUUUCCAGAGUUUGUAGUUGUCCACCAAUAGGAGAUGGCAAUACAUUGAUAAUAAUGAAGAAAAAUGGAGCAGUAUGUAAUUAUGAAGUUUCAUUUUGAAGUAGUAUCUGGGGAAAGUUUUUCAACGCCCGUUGGCCUUAGAAGCUUUGCAUUUGAUAUUGAAUAGUGGUUGUUACUCGUUUGGUAUUCGGGAUCCAAGUCUUGAGUUGCUGAUUUUGACAUGACAAUGAGAUCAUUUAAUGACAUUGAUUUUAUCCCAUUGCCAAA